GCUAUUAUGUUAAUGUUAGCCCGUGGCUCUUGGCAGGAUAUCCAACGCUGUUUAGCCAUCUUAACUUAUUUAUGCAUGAAUGCUGUCUACGAAAAUUUCCGUGAACAUUUUUGGAGCAACGAUGAUAAAGUCAAUAAUGAAAAUUUAUAUUUAAGAUUAUUUUUCUAUGUUAAUUCUUUAAUUCUAAUAACAUUGUCAUGGCGUAAAUACGAUGGUCAUGAUAUUAAGGCGUUUAUUGUUAAACAAAUUAAAAAAUAUAAUACACUGCGUAAGAAGGCGAAAAAGAAGAGGAAAAGAAAACGUACUAAUAAUGUAAUUGUAAUGUAAAACAUACUUAUAGAUUUGUAUUUUUUUUUUAUUUUUAUUAUUAUUUUUUUUUAUUAAUUUUAAGCAAAAGAAUAAAAAAAAAGAAAGUAAAUUUUUGUAAAAGUAAAA
Lucilia sericata (common green bottle fly) is the source of this 435-nucleotide messenger RNA. RefSeq lists its product as uncharacterized. The transcript has a single exon. The record is from RefSeq and is a predicted model, not a curated record. Bases 7 to 327 code for a protein of 106 amino acids. Lineage: Eukaryota; Metazoa; Arthropoda; Insecta; Diptera; Calliphoridae.